AUGUAUAGAGGCAUAGGGCAAAGGCCAUGGGGGGAAUGGGCGACAGAAAUUCGUGACUUGAAAAAAGGUGUCCGAGUCUGGCUCGGAACCUUCUGCACAGCUGAGGAAGCAGCCAAGGCCUAUGAUGACGCCUCCAAGAGAAUCCGUGGAGAUAAGACAAAACUUAACUUUUCCAACAAUCUAGCACCGUCGACUCCGCCACCCCAUCCGGUUCAGCCACCAGCCAAAUUCUCGUUCCUCAAGCCUAAGGCCGUCACCAAUCGAUCGCAUCGAAAUAGCAGCAAAUUCUUGAACAUACAAUCUAAGGGCUUCUUGUGGAACUUCUCAAGUGGGAGGAAAAUGGCUUUAGCUUCUGAUGAUCGUCAAGCCACCAGCAUCUGCAAACACUGUGAUAGGGCAAUUCCUUCUUCAAAUAUGGACCUGCAUUUUGCUCACUGCUUCCGGAAUCUAGAAAAAUGUAAAGUCUGUGAUGAUAUGGUUCCCAAAAAAUUUGCAGAGGAACACUUCCUAAGCACUCAUGCCCCGGUAGCGUGUACCCUGUGCAGUGAGACAAUGGAACGUGAUGUUUUAGAUGUUCAUAAAGGAGAAAAUUGCCCACAAAGGAUUGUGACUUGUGAAUACUGCGAGUUUCCAUUGCCUGCAAUAGAUUUAUUCAAGCAUCAGGAAGUAUGUGGGAACCGAACAGAGUUAUGUCCUUUGUGUCGCAAAUACAUUAGACUACGUGAAAGGAAUGGACAUGAAAGUAGAUGCAAUGUUGUUGUCAAUAAUGUUGCAGAAUCCUCAAGGAACACGAGGCAACCUGACAGAGACCGUGGUGGUGCUCGAAGAAGGCCACAACGCGAGUUUUCACCAAGGCUGCUCCUAUACACCAUUGCAAUUACAGGCAUCGCUGUUCUGCUAGGUUCACUUUUCUUCCAGAGGAAACCAGGGGGCAACGAACACAGAAGAAGCGGUGCUCACACCGACGAGACACCUGUGAGCAGUGGAGGAGUAGAGGCGGAGACGGGUGGAGAUACUGGAGACGGCGAGAGGCAUCGGCAGGAGCAGCAACGUUCAGAGCAGAUUCUUAGGGGUGUUGUUGAAGAAGAGUUCGCAGAGGGAUGCAAAGGGAAGAGGAGCGUUAGUUCGGCAGCAGAGCUCGCAGCGGCGACGACCAAUUUUUUACAGCUGCGGCGGGCUCGCAACAGCCUUGCGCCGCCAUUCGAUGCUGGAAGGGUGGGGUGGAGGAUCGACGGCAGUGGGUAG
Messenger RNA from Fraxinus pennsylvanica, 1245 nucleotides. NCBI's taxonomy places the organism in Eukaryota, Viridiplantae, Streptophyta, Magnoliopsida, Lamiales, Oleaceae. The record is from the annotation of a GenBank genome assembly.